This is a messenger RNA of Archocentrus centrarchus (flier cichlid), 2018 nucleotides long. It is a transcript of the gene wdr77, whose product is annotated as WD repeat domain 77. Gene Ontology annotation, biological process: oocyte axis specification. Gene Ontology annotation, molecular function: protein binding. Gene Ontology annotation, cellular component: methylosome. The transcript has 10 exons. The record is from RefSeq and is a predicted model, not a curated record. Bases 268 to 1281 code for a protein of 337 amino acids. NCBI's taxonomy places the organism in Eukaryota, Metazoa, Chordata, Actinopteri, Cichliformes, Cichlidae.
AGGAAGUGUAUGCUGCUAGUUCCAUGUGUCGCUCUCCUCUCGAUCAUUCAUUCGCGAAACAAAAGAUUUACGGACUAAAUUUUCAUGUAUUAAGGGCAUAAUCGUGUUUUUAGCAACCGACAAUAUACUAUUAUUAUUAAUAAUACUUUCCAAAUAAACUUAAAACUAAAACUGCUGCAUUUCUGCAGUAGCUCUAGCUAGCUAACGUAGGAGUUGUGCUGUAGAAAUUUAGAAGAUCUCAGCAAAAAUUUACAGUGAGGUUUCUGGAUGAAUAGUGCAGUGGACACCAGCAUGAUGAAGGAUAACCGGUGGAACAUACCCCCCAAUGCUCCAGCAUGCAUGGAGAGGCACUUGUGCUCCGCACAGUACAGAGCAGACGGCACCCUGCUGCUUGGUGCCUCCAGCCUUACUGGUAGAAGCUGGCAGGGAUCUGUUUGGAUCUACAGUGACCCCGAGCAGGCCCCCAGUGAGGGGUUCUGCAAAGCUGGUGUGCAGACUGAGACUGGUGUCACAGAUGCCAAAUGGGUGUCAGAAAAAGGAAUUAUUGUUGGAUCAGAUUCAGGUGCGUUGGAGCUCUGGGAACUGGCAGAGGAUGAGCGCCUGCUGGUGAAUCGCUUUACCAAACACGACCACGACAAUAUUGUUACUACAGUAAGCCCCAUGGUUGGAGCAAGCACUGCAGUCACUGGCAGCAUGGACUGCAGAAUCAAAGUCUGGGAUCUAAGUCAGGAAACAGUUGUCACUACCUACAGUGUGCACACACAGCCAGUCAGUUGUGUUGCCUGCAGUCCUACAGAUGAAUCUCUCUUUCUCUCCUGUAGUGAAGAUGGCCGUGUGUUGUUGUGGGACAGGAGGAAGCCCAACAAACCUGCAUCAAGAAUAGAUGUAGAGUCGCCCAGCUGCUCCCCUACUUCUCUAGCUUGGCACCCCCACCACAGAAGCACCAUUGCUUUUGGCGAUGAGCUGGGCACAGUGACUGUGAAAGAUUUCCUGGGAUCGGAGCCAACCCGGGUGGAGAAUGUUCACAGACGCAGAGUUAAUGGGCUCGCCUUCUCCACACAUAGCACCUCCUUGCUAGCCUCUGUCAGUGAUGACUGUAGUGUUGCUGUUAUGGACUCUGAACUGCGAGAAAUGCUCAGAGACCGGCGGCACCAGGACUAUGUCAAAGGUGUGAGCUGGCUUCACAAUGGCUCCUCCACCCUCACAACAGUAGGCUGGGAUCAUCUUGUGCUUCACCACACAGUGCGUCCAGUCGAUGGAGCCCCCAGCUCCUCUUCUUAGACCCAUAGAUGGUUAUGCACUGUGGAAAAGCGCCAUAUUCCCCCUCACUACUUUCCCCUCAUUCAUAAGGGGAGUCCAAGAGCUAAAUGUCAUUUUGGAAAAAAUGGGUUGAAGUGUCUCACUGUCUCUCUGUCUUGACUUCUGUGCAUUACUAAUAUAGACAGUAUAAAAGGUGGACAUAAUUACUGUGAUGUCGCCUGUUGGUUUGUGAAGUCCUGUUUUGACCAGGUCUUGUGAUGACCGUUUCUGCUGUCGCCAUUUUGGUUGCAAAAAUAAGAUGUGAGGAGAAGUUGUGGGUCUGACUUACUCAUUAGUUAACAACUUGCAAUUGACAAGUCGUUAGCUAGUGAGCGAGCAGGAAAUACCAUGGAAACAUGGUAUGACUGAGAUUUACAAAAUAGAUUUAAAUUUUAUAUUCAGCAUGAUCCAAAGUGAGUGACUGAGCCCAUAAUCUCAGCAGGAAAGUGUUUAGAGAGGUCAAGAAAGAAAGCAGUUUUCCCAUAGACUUCUACAGGACUGGAAGUCUUUCUGUAACCACACCUAUCACACCUGGUGGCCUUCAGAUGAAAUUCAGAUUUACGACACUUCCCCAUUGACUUAAUUUUUCCAGCUACAUCCAUAUUUUAUGCUGUCUAUGAUUACUAAUCACAUCACAGUCUCUACCCACUUCAUUCAUACUGUAUAGUUUUUCCCUUGUGUACUUGUAUCAAAGCAAUAUGUUUGUGUUGCAGAAUUUU